AUGUUCAGCAGGUUGAAAAAGUUGAUCGGGGCUCCUGAGCUGCCCUCUGCUCAAGCUGCUGCUGCUGCUGCUGCUGCUGCUACUCCCCCUGCCCCGGCUCCACCUGCUAAGGACGAAAAGCCCCCUGAAAAGAAGGACGAGAAAGAGGAGCCAAAGAAAGAGGAGGAGAAAAAAGAGGAGGAAAAGAAAGACGAAGUGAAGAAAGAGGAGGAGGCCAAGAAAGAAGAGCCAACACCAGCUCCAGCUCCAGCGCCUGCCCCGGCUCCUGCUGCUGCACCUGCACCUGCACCUGCAGCUGCUCCUGCUCCUGCUCCUGCUCCUGCUCCUGCUGCAAGAGGGGAACAAGCUCCGCCCCCACCUGUGGUCUACUUCCGCACCACAGAUGACACCCUCCGAGGUUUGAUCAAGACCUUAAGAGACCGAACAGCAUUGCUCAGAGAAAAAGCAGUUGACCCAUACGCAACCUCCCCAGAGGUCAGCCCUCCUGUCACUCCUAUUCUGAGGAAGGAGAACUACAUCAAACUGAAAGAGGAGGAGAGAAUAGCAAAAGAAGAAGCUGAUAAAAAGAAGGCCGAAGAAGCUGCCAAGAAGGCGGAGGAGAAGAAGAAGAAAGAUGAGGAGAAGCGGCUGGAAGCAGAGAAGAAGGCAGAGGAGGAGAGGCUGGCAGAGGAGGCCAGGAAGAAGGCAAAGAUUCUACCUGACAUCAGCUGCUCCUGCUUUGACGUCCUCUUUCAUCCCAUUGAGGAAAGGAUGGACGGCGUGCUGGGAUCCACCAUUGAUCCUUUCACAGAUCGUCGGUACAUCGCCUGGUUGUUCGUGGUGGCUGUUGCUUACAACUACAACGUCUGGUUCUGCACGGCCCGGCUGGCGUUCCCAUACCAUAGCGAGAGCAAUAACAAGUACUGGGUGACCUGUGACGUCAUCAGUGACUUGGUCAACAUUAUCGACAUCAUGCUCUGGCAGCCUCGGUUACAGUUUGUAAAAGCUGGAGAUAUUAUUAAAGACAGAGCUAUAACUAAAGUUCACUAUCGGCAAUCACAAAGAUUUAAGGUUGAUUUGUUCUGCAUCUGUCCCUUCGACCUUGCCUGUAUAUACUUUGAUUUCUCCUCCAUAUACAGACUCAACCGCCUCUUAAGGAUUGAUUCUUUCUUUGAGUUCAGUGACCGACUGGAGAGCGUCAUGGCCAAGGCCUACAUAUGGAGAGUCACUCGAACCACAGGUUACCUGCUCUUCAUGCUGCACCUGAACGCCUGUGCGUACUUUGUGGCCUCAGUUCAUCAGGGUCUGAAUACGACCACGUGGGUUUACAGCGGAGAGGGCUCAGCAUACCUGCGCUGUUACUACUACGCAGUCCGAAGUCUCAUCAACAUUGGGGGUCUACCUGAGCCUGUGACUACCUUUGAGAUUACUUUUCAAAUGUUAAACUUCUUCAUCGGUGUCUUCGUGUUCUCCAGUUUGAUUGGACAGAUGAGAGACGUCAUCGGAGCAGCCACAGCAGGUCAGACUUAUUUCAGGGCAUCAAUGGACGGCUGUGUCACCUACAUGCACACCUACAACAUCCCAAAGUAUGUCCAGAACAGAAUCCGCACCUGGUACAACUACACUUGGGCCGCUCAGGGCAUGCUGGAUGAGUCUGAGCUGCUGGAUAAGAUGCCUCUGGUGAUGAAAACUGCCAUUGCUGUGGACAUCAACCUGGCAACCUUCCAGAAGAUCGCCCUGUUUCAGGGCUGUGACCAGCAGAUGUUGGUGGACAUGUUGCUGAGACUCAAAUCCAUCAUCUAUCUACCCGGAGACUUUGUGGUUAAGAAAGGAGACAUUGGUAAAGAGAUGUAUGUCAUAAAGAGCGGAGCGGUGCAGGUGGUGGGAGGACCUGACAACAGCAUCGUGUUUGUCACACUGAAGGCCGGCUGUGUGUUUGGAGAAAUCAGUUUGCUGCAGUCUGCCAAAGACGGAGGGAACAGACGUACAGCUAACGUCAAAGCUCACGGCUUCGCUAACCUCUUCGUCCUGGAGAAGAAGGACCUGUUUGACAUCCUGAUCCACUACCCUGAGUCUCAGAAAGUCCUGGCCAGGAAGGGCAGGAAACUGACCAAAGCCAAAGGCCCUCCAGCAGCUAAAGCGGAGGAGAAGCCUAAAGGUCUGACUCUGUUUGGAAACAAACCUCCGACGCCAAAGAUGCUCAGAGCGUUCGGAAACUUCCGGAAAGGAGCCAUCAUGGACAAGCUGAAGCAAAACGCAGCGGAGCAGAAGUGAGAUCGGACGUGACUCUGCUUGUCUUCAGCUGCAGAGACGAAGAGGAUGGAGUGAUGGGAAAUGUAGUCCAAUGUUCAUACUAUGUACUAAUAUUUUUACGGUGAUUAUUAAAUGAAAUCAUUGUCAAUUGUAAUCCGAUACUGCUCACCCUGUACACUUUAGACACAGCUGGUCUGUUUUAUUAAACCUUAUCAGUGCAAGCAGUCACCUUUGAAGGUACAUGUUGAUCAAAGUUUGUUUAUCAUAAUGUGACUCUUUUUUCAUAAAAAAAAUAAAGUUCAGAUGCUUAAA
Notolabrus celidotus (New Zealand spotty) is the source of this 2544-nucleotide messenger RNA. RefSeq names its product cyclic nucleotide gated channel subunit beta 3, tandem duplicate 1 (gene cngb3.1). Gene Ontology annotation, molecular function: intracellularly cGMP-activated cation channel activity; protein-containing complex binding; intracellularly cAMP-activated cation channel activity. Gene Ontology annotation, cellular component: plasma membrane; photoreceptor outer segment; intracellular cyclic nucleotide activated cation channel complex. The record is from RefSeq and is a predicted model, not a curated record. Gene Ontology annotation, biological process: monoatomic cation transmembrane transport. The transcript has 19 exons. NCBI's taxonomy places the organism in Eukaryota, Metazoa, Chordata, Actinopteri, Labriformes, Labridae. The coding region runs from base 1 to 2253 and encodes 750 amino acids.